GUUAAGGAUCUUAACAACAUCCGCUUGGAGGCUGGCGGCAGCCUUGUAGCUUAAACUACUUUUUCAUAUAUCUUUAGGAUUAAGAAGGAAAACCGGUUUCUCCUCGUUAUGUUUGGAAAGGUGUGAAGUUUUUAAGAGGUGAUACACUUUCCUGACCUGGUUGUGGAAGCAAGCCUAUGUGGGAGAGGUUCCAGACUAUAGAACAUGCUGAAUAGAAUUACACUUUGCGGUUCACAACAAGAAUAGCAGUGUUUGGGAUCUACAGAUACAUCUCUUUUGCUUGAAGGAAGAUCUUUUCUCCAUUAGAAUCAUGAUGACAAUGGAAGAGCAGCAGCAGCCACAGAAGAAUAAGUUUUACUUGGAAUUACCCAAAGUGGAACUUCAUGCGCACUUGAAUGGAUCCAUUAGUUCUGCUACUAUGAAGAAGCUAAUAGCCAAAAAGCCAGAUCUUAAAAUCCAUGAUCAGAUGACUGUGAUUGAUAAAGGACAGAAAAGAACUUUAAAAGAAUGUUUUCAGAUGUUUCAGCUCAUUCAUCAGAUUACCAGUAGCCCUGAAGAUGUAUUAAUGGUCACAAAAGAUGUUAUUAAAGAAUUUGCUGAUGAUGGUGUCAAGUACCUAGAACUGAGGAGUACACCUAGAGAAGAAAAUACAACAGGUAUGACAAAAAAAUCUUAUGUGGAAGCUGUCCUAGAAGGCAUAAAACAGUCUAAACAAGAAAAUUUGGAUAUCGAGGUGAGAUAUUUAAUAGCAAUAGACAGAAGAGGUGGACCUUCAGUAGCAAAAGAGACGGUUAAACUUGCCAGAGAAUUCAGCCUUUCCUCUGAGGAUACUGUCCUUGGCCUUGACUUGAGCGGAGACCCCUCUGCAGGACAUGGGAAAGACUUCUUGGAACCUCUUUUGGAAGCAAAAAAAGCAGGUCUGAAACUGGCAUUGCAUCUUUCAGAGAUACCAAACCAAGAAAAAGAGACCCAAGUUCUCUUGGGGCUGCCUCCUGACAGAAUUGGCCAUGGGACAUUUCUCAGUUCGUGUGUAGGAGGGUCACUGGAUCUGGUGGAGUUUGUUAAACAGCACCGUAUACCAUUAGAACUCUGCUUAACUUCAAACAUCAAAAGUCAGACGGUACCUUCUUAUGAUCAACAUCACUUUGGUUUCUGGUAUGGCAUAGCCCACCCUUCUGUAAUAUGUACUGAUGAUAAGGGUGUUUUUGCAACACACCUUUCUCAAGAGUACCAGCUAGCUGCUGAGACAUUCGGUUUGACCCAGACACAGAUGUGGGACCUCUCCUAUGAAUCCAUCAAUUAUAUUUUUGCUUCCAGCAGCACCAAAUCUGAACUAAGGAAGAAAUGGAAUAAUAUGAAGCCAAAAUUCUUACAUUGUUAAGUUUUGGAGAUAAAAAGGGAGACUCUAUAGGAAGUCACAUCAUGGUCCUUGGAAUCCAUUUGGAACCACUUUGCAGUCCUACCACCUGCCUUGCAUCAGUGAUUAGGAUAUUCUCCAAGAGUCUAAAUCAGGGGUCCUUAAUCAGUAGAUUACAGCCCAUUGAUAGCUGAAGAAGCCUUACUUGGCUGAUUUCUGGUUUGUUUGCUGUUAAUAUUCACCACUUCCACCCCUACCCCCUCCAAGAGGUUAUAGGAAAGGGAACUAGCCUAAUCAGUAACUUGUACCACAAGCCAUGUUCUCCAUUGCCUACUCAGUAAUCAUAAGGUUUUAGAGAGAUCAUCCUUUUUUCCUUUCAUUUAUUCCCCAAAUAUCCCAGUAGCAUUAAAGCUGAUGAUCACAUCUGGAUCUCUCCUAAUGAGCCUGUAAGAAAAGAGAAGCAGCAGUCUCUAAUGUAAAUUUCUCUUGCCCACUUGGACUACCUUAAGAGGCUGUAAGACUCAUUAACAGUUCUCCAUUUCCUUUGCCCAAUCUGAAUUGAUCCCUGUGAUAGCAGCAGUACUGCCAAAGAUCCUCCAGUUCCACUGUCUUCUAAGACCCUGCUCUCUCAGGAAAGAAACUGCUAUAAAACAAAUAUAUGCAUAGCAACUUCAACGGGAGGUGGGACCAAACUAAUAAAAACUACUGAACUGGAGGAAGAAAUAACCAAGUAGGGUAGGAUGGAGGCAUACUUGUCUUGCUCUCUAGAUAUCCCACUAUAAUUUGGUAUAUGAAAAGAGCUACCUGAUUCUACCUAAACAUCUGCCAUGUGCUACCCUGUUUCCUCCAGUAUCUCAUCCCUCCCAGAUUUAAUUGGUGAUAGCUGUUGCUAUUCCCAUAAGUCGUGACUAAUGAGAAGAGGCCAGGGAACACAGGGUGGUCCUGGGUACAACUGCUAUUAGGCCCAGAGCUCCAUUCUGCUCUGCUCUGAUCAGAAUUGCUAACUUCACAUCUGGUGUACAAAGCCACGGCCAGAUUUAGCCGUACUUUCUUAAGGAUCGUUAUUCUAUCUUAUUCUUCAUGCUUCCUUGUAGCCACUAUUAGCCACUCAUUUUCUCCUAACAGUUUACAAAAAGUCUGACCUCAGGAAGUUUUUCUUUGAGAGCUGAGACACAGUCAUGAAGCCAAAAAAAAAAAAAUCUGAAAAGCAGAUGAACUGUACAGACAGGGGUAUGAGUGCUUAUAUACAUUGGUUUCCUUAAUGGUGUGUUCCCCCAAAUGAUAGGUGAAUAAAUUGAAUCUUAAUUAAAAUUUAUUUGGUGAGCUUUCUAUUUCAAGGAAGCCUACUGAA
Molecule: messenger RNA, 2708 nt
Organism: Trichosurus vulpecula (common brushtail)
Lineage: Eukaryota; Metazoa; Chordata; Mammalia; Diprotodontia; Phalangeridae
Gene: MAPDA
Product: adenosine deaminase like
Exons: 11
Coding region: 311-1381 (356 amino acids)
Biological process (GO): inosine biosynthetic process; adenosine catabolic process
Molecular function (GO): adenosine deaminase activity
Source: RefSeq, a predicted model, not a curated record